Messenger RNA from Microplitis mediator, 6672 nucleotides. RefSeq names its product ets DNA-binding protein pokkuri (gene aop). Gene Ontology annotation, biological process: regulation of transcription by RNA polymerase II; cell differentiation. Gene Ontology annotation, molecular function: sequence-specific DNA binding; DNA-binding transcription factor activity, RNA polymerase II-specific. The coding region runs from base 609 to 1994 and encodes 461 amino acids. The record is from RefSeq and is a predicted model, not a curated record. The transcript has 5 exons. Gene Ontology annotation, cellular component: nucleus. NCBI's taxonomy places the organism in Eukaryota, Metazoa, Arthropoda, Insecta, Hymenoptera, Braconidae.
AUUUUAAAUUUAAACUCCACUAUUCAGUGUAAAAAUAAUUACGAGCUAUUUUAAAUAAUAAUAAUUAUUAAAAAAACAUUAUGAUUGACAGUUACAAUAAUUUAAAAAUUACUGAGACUAAAGUGAUACCACGAGGAUAUUUAAAUUAGUGAUUUUAUUAUAAUUAAAUAUUAAUAAUUAAGUGUCAAAGAGUUUUUGUCUUUUUAAUUAAACAAAAACUUAUAUCUCAGCAUAUUUGUGAUAUAUAAUUUUUAAAUUUAUUAUUUUUUACUUGUGUUUUUAUCAUUACACUGAUUAUGAUUACAACGUGAUGAUAAUAUUUGAAUUUGAAUAAUUAGUUGAUGGAUUAAUUAUUUUAAAUUAAAAGAGAGAUAAAUAAUUGAGUAGAACGUUUUGGUCAAGUGUGCUUCCGCGAGUUAUCAAUCUUAUAUAUUAUUAUUCCUCAAGGAAUAACGUGUUGUUUUUUAUUCGUCGUCCAGAUUGACCAAUGAACAGUGGUAAAGUGCACGGUCUAUCGCAACGGCGAGACAGCGGCCAGUGACACUCAUUCUCGGAUUUUAUUCACACCAGUUGAGAAUCAAGCCAGGUGAUAGUGUGAACGUCGUGUUAUGAAACUAUUGCCGACGAUUCAGUUGCCGCAACUACCGCCGGUCUCAGCUGCUGGCGGCAUGACGGGAAUGGAUUCCCGUCUCCCACCAGGGAUAUCUUUACCUUUCAGUCCCACGGAUUUAUUGUGGCGAUAUCCGCCCAUGAGUUUUCCCUCUCAUCCACCUCAAAGUCCUCUCUUGGACUUUAAAACUCAUUUGCCUUCGAGUUUAGCUUCAGAUCCUCGAGUAUGGUCGCGAGAUGAUGUCGCGACAUUUCUCCGAUGGUCAGAACGUGAAUUCGAUCUGCCUCAAUUUGACAUGGACAUGUUUCAAAUGAAUGGAAAAGCUCUAUGUCUGUUAACAAAAUCAGACUUGGGCGAAAGAUGUCCUGGUGCUGGAGAUGUUCUUCACAAUGUCCUCGGUAUGCUGGCUCGAGAUUUCAAUCAAUUACAACGAUGUCUUCCAAGUAGUCCUGUAACGCCUACGAGACAUUCGGCAUAUCCUUUGAGUCCUCACUCACAUCCGCCAACGCCAACGUGGGCUGAAAAUCCUUAUGCAGCGAACCUUGCCUCACUUAUGUCUGCUAAUUCAGUAACACUCUCACCGGCGCCAUCAGUUGAUAGUCAAGCGGGAUCCCCCGGUCAUGCUGAGAGUAAUCAAACUCAAGUGUAUAAAAGUGAUUCAGAUGAGGAUAAUCAUCAGAGUAGCAGUAGUCCACCAGCAACACCAACCGCUCUCACGGCUCAGAGACUCAGUGAAGUUUGCGUCAAGGACCAGCCCAGUCCCACAUUGCCAUCUCAAUUAAUGCCACUUACGCCUGGAGGAUUCCGACCUGCUUCUACUGCUAGAGAAUUUUUUCCCAGCGAUUCACCUGAACCCAAUACGAAUGGGAGACUUCUUUGGGACUUUUUACAACAGCUAUUAAAUGAUCCGUCCCAGAGAUAUACGCAUUAUAUUGCGUGGAAAAGCCAGGAAACGGGAGUUUUCAAAAUAGUCGACCCGCCAGGUCUGGCGAGACUUUGGGGAAUACAAAAAAAUCAUUUGUCUAUGAAUUAUGAUAAAAUGAGUAGAGCACUUCGUUAUUAUUAUCGUGUUAAUAUACUGAGGAAAGUUCAAGGCGAACGUCACUGUUAUCAAUUUCUUCGCAAUCCCACAGAACUAAAAAAUAUAAAAAAUAUAUCGUUAUUACGCCAGCAAAUGCGAAUAAAAUCCGAACCAGAUGAAGAAAGUCCUGUGUCCGUAAACGGAAUAGAACAGGAAGUAGAUAUGCCGACUGACCUCUCAAUGUCAAGCAUGAAUCAGCCUUCUUUCGAGCAGCCUCUUCCUCUCCACGAUCCACCUGCCAAGUAUCGUAGUCACGCGUACAAUCUCGCUAAAACUAAUCAAGAACCGGAAGACAGGAAGUGACGCGAGACUUAACAGGGACAUGCAUUGAGUUUAUGUGUCGCGACUGUUUAGUAUAAAAAAAAAAAACAUAUAUAUAAAAGUAAGCUUUUAUUUUAUUAAAGUUCACUAGUUAUGAUUCGUCGCUGUGCCCAAGUGAAUCUAAUUAAUCAAGACUGAUUCAUUAAAUCCGACAAUCGAAUGUUUCAUGUUCAAUUAUUACGAUUACAAACAUUUACUAUGUACAGUAAAAAAGAAGAUAAAAAAAAACUAAACUAUAAACGUCCUCCAAUGCCGGUAAAUUAACUGGUUGAGUAUAAAAAAGUUUAUCUUCCAAAUUACCAUAUGAGAUUCCAGUUGGAUUACCAGUAAUUAGAGUCCAGCCGUGAUAUUUUAUCUCUCUCAUUUUAUUUAAUAAAAAAAAAAAAUAUCAAUUUUUGAAAUUGACAAAUUAAUCGAGAAAAAUUAAAAUUUUUUUCCCUUGUAAAUAUAUGUAUAUUAAUUAUAUAUAUAUAUGUUUAUAUCUUAUAUAUUAUAGUCAUAUAUAAUUAUAAAUAUUUGUUCAUACAAUUUUAUUAUAAAUAAAUAUAAGCAUAUCGAGUUGCUCAUGUUAAACAUGUAGUGAUAAAUGUUUGUCUAUAUGCAAAAAUAUAUAUGAUUACAUAUGAUUUAAUAUAUAGCAAUAAAAAGCUUCAAAAGUAUCGGUUUUUAAAAAUAUAUGAGAAUAUCUGAUAUAGUUUCGAUUUAUGGACAAAAAAUAUAUGAUAUUUAUAUUGGAAAUUCAUAUCUGAGUAUAUAACCGUUUUAUAUAUGUAUUAGAUAAGUGCAAAAUAUGUGGCAAUAAGUAUUAUGAAUAUGAUGAUAUCCAUUCUUAAUCAUAUAUGAUAAUAAGUAUUCAUUUAUGAUUAUAUAUGUUCAUAUAUGACCUUAUGUGAUAUCAAAUGUGCCAAUAAAUAGCCUUAUACAUGGUCAGAUAUGAUAAUAUCUACUCAUAUAUGAUUAUACCUGUUUAGAUGUGAAUUUAUAUUAAUCAUAUAUGUUUUUAAUAUAAAUAUAUACAUAUAUUUGUAUAGAUAUGAAGCUAUUUAUUGCUAUAUUUAGUAUCAUUUUAAUAGAUCUGGUCAUGUGUAAGCAGAUAUUAUCAUAUAUUAUGUGAUUUUUAUUUAAAAAAUAUAUAUAUGUAUGACUGUGCUGAGAAAAAUUUUUUUUGGACCCAUAUGAAAAUUUGAAUGUAACAAAAAAAUUGGUAUCAAGUUGGGCUCCAAUUUAAAAAACGCGCGCUCACGUAAAUAAAAUUUUCUUUUUAAAUAACGGGAAAUUUUUUUUACUGAAAUUUUAUAACUCGUUAAUGGAUCAAUUAAUUGGGGACCGUAACAUAUUUUGGUAGAGAAUUUAAUGCUUUAGACAAAAGGUCUCUUAUAAUUUUCUGAUAAAUUUAACCGUUCAAAAUUUUUUUACGAAAAUUUCAGUUUUUUCCGAAAUUAUUUAUUUUUAAAAUCUGUAAUUACAACUGAGAUUUAAAAAUUAUUUAAUGACAUAUUUUGAUUGCAAAAAAAAUGAUCUGCAAAAAAGUUCUGUGACAUUUUGCGUUAAAACUGAAAGUUUUGCUGGAAAAGUAAAAAAACCAGAAAUUUAUCAUAAAUUUGAAUUCAAACUUGAAUAACUUUUGAACGGUUAAAUUUAUCAAAAAAUUAUAAGAAACCUUUUUUGUAGAGCAUUUAAUUCUCUACAAAAAUAUGUCAUGUUCAUCCCAAUUUACUUAUCCAUUAACGAGUUAUAAAAUUUCAAUUAAAAAAAAAAUAUUCUCCCGUUUUUUAAAUUCUAGCGCGCGCUUUUUAAUCGAGUCUGAGCCCAAUUUUUUUCUGUUACAUGCAACAAAAUUUUUGUAUGGAACCCAAAAAAAAAAUCAAUUUUAUUGGAUACAGUCUGAUAUAUAUAAUAUAUGAAUUUUUUCUCGGUUAAAUUGAAAGUUUCAUUAAUCAGUGACUAUUUUUACAUCGUCCCGCUCAAAGCCCAGUCAUCCUCGUUGUUUUCACUUGUAAAAAAAAAAGUGAUAACAUAAAUUUAAAUAAAUAAAUAUAACUAUAAAAUAUUAUAAGUUAUAAAAAUAAUAAUAUACUUAAUUAAGUAUCUAUUAAAUAUAAAGGAAAUAAUGGUAUGAGUGAUUACAAAUAUAUAUAAAAAAUAAGUAAAUUGGAUUAUACUUAGAGUUAAUUUAAAAACAAUUGUUCGGUGAAUUUAUACGCGAACAUAAAAGAAUAAAAAUAAAAAAUAGAGGAAUACAAAGUAUGAAAAAUAAAAAUUUAUCCGCGCUAACAGGGAUAUAUCUGUGCCAAGAAUGUUACCUUACUAUUAUAUGACAAAUUAUUAUGUUUUUGUGUACUUUCAAGUUUAUUAUCGUAUCAACAUAUAUAUUAUAACGUACACAUAUUUUUUUUUAUGUGUAUUUUUAAGAGCUCGCCAGUUUACUGCACUACAUCUCACGAUAAUAAAAGUAAAUAAUUAAUUUGUGAGAAGAAAAAAACAUUUUUUUUUAAUCGCGUGCAAAUAUAUAUUUGGCAGGUUGCAAUUUUAUAAAGUAUAGACUUAUAAUUUAGUAUAUAAGAUUUAUAUUGUAAAUGUAAAUAAAUAAAUGCUUAGAAUUUUAAAUAUAAUAAAUAUAAGUAAGCAAUGGAAGGACGUAAAUAUAAAAAUAAUUUAAGGGAGAAAAAUUUAUUGACGUUUAAAUUUUUUUAUUAAAAUUCGGGGCCAGACUUACAUUUAAAAAUUCAUAUAUGAAUAUAUAUUAAAUAUAAAUGGAUAACAAAAUAUAACAAAUGAAAUAUAUAUAGAUAUAUAUUUUUUAAUAAAAAAAUUUUUAUUCAAAAUUUGUAUGUUAUUUAAAAAAAUUUAAUUAGUGGCUUUGAAUUAAAAAAUAAAAUUUUUUUUGAAAAUUUCGUCACAAAUAGAAAAUUAAAUCGCCAUUAUUUUACUUCGCGCUUUAUUCUACAGGGUGGCCACAAAGAAAUGAUUUCAAAAUUCCCUGAUAUUUCCCGGUUUUCUAGUAAAGUUUUUCACAUUUUUCCCUGAUUUAGAAAUUUUAUUCGUAUCAUUUAGAUAUUCAAAGUUUUUAUUAUAUUUUCAUUUUUAAUAAUUAAAUUUGAUAAUUAAAUCAUAAGAGAAACCAGAAAAAAUGGCAAUAAAAUAAAUUAAUGUUGCCUACUUUUGAUUAUUCGAUGUUAAAAAUGUAUAAGUUAAAAUAUUCAAUAAGAAAUUUUAUGAUUUAAAUAAAUUAAAAAUACACUGGUUACAAAAAUUAAGGGAUAUUAAAAAAUUUCAAAUUUUUUAGUAAUUUUCAACAAUUUGUAACUCGAAGGAAAAUGGUCGUACAAUAAAAACAAAAAGUCAAACUGCUGCUUCAAGUGUCUAGUUUUCUGAUCUGGGUCUUUAAAUUUUUUUACUAUGCACAAUUCCGGAGCAAUCAAAAAUCAAUCAUAAUUAUCGAAAAAAAUUUAUUGAAACUCGAAGACCGUUUUUAAGACGAGCGAAAAUUUGGUAAAUUUAUUUUUCGAUAGUUUUCUUAGGAUUACUCCGGAACCGCACAUAAUAAAAAAUUUCAAAGACCAGAUCAGAAAACUAGACACUUGAAGCUAUAAUUUGCCUUUUUUGUUUUUGUCGUAUGACCAUUUUUCUUCGAGUUACAAUCUGUUAAAAAUCACUUUAAAAUUUGAAAUUUUUUAAUAUCCCUUAAUUUUUAUAACUAGUGUAUAAUUUGAAAUUUUUUAAAUUUUGGACUGUUACAAUUUAAUUCCCGGAUACUUUUCAAAAUUCCCUGACAUUUCCAUGAUAUUUCCCGGUUCGUGGCCACCCUGUUCUAUAAAUUUAAUUUUUAAAAAAUAAACUGGUGAUCUGUAGACAAAAAAAUGUAGGAAUGGAUUUUUAUGAGUGUGAAUGUAGAAGACUCAGAAAAAUUUCAAAUUAUAAAUAAAUAGAGUAAAUAAUUAAUAAAAUUAAAUUUUUAAAAAUGCGCACUUAAAAAAUUAAACAAUUAAUAAGUGCAUUUUUUGAAUAACUAACCAUUUAUUUAUAAUUUUAAAUUUGUCUGUCUUCUUAAUUCACACUCGUGUAUUUUUCCACAAAACCCUAAAGGUGAUAAUUAAAAAUAAAAAUAAAACAAAUGUGGAAUUUAAAUAAUAAAUUUAUAUCUGGUUUCUUGUAUACUGUGAUCUCUAAGGUAAAAAAAAGGUAAAAAAAAAUAUCAAUCAUUCAUUUGAUUGAUAAAAUGAAUGAUUGAAAAAGAAAUAAGAUCUAUAAGAGCAUAAUAUUAUUAAAGAAUAAGAAAAAAAUCUAUAUGUAUAUGUUUAAUUUUUUGUUUCUCAUUUAUAUAUAAACAAAUGUAUAUAAUUUAUACAUUAACGGCCAUAACAGUUUAAAGUUUAUAAAAAAAUGCCGUUAGAUAAAUAAAUGAUAAAGUAGAAUAAUUGUUGUGACGAUGAAAGAAAAAUUAAUAAAUAAUUUUAAUCGAUCGUAAACAUUGUGAAAAAAUAAAAUAAGUAAAUAAAUAAAAAACAUUUAUACAUAAUUAUAUAUUGUAAGACAGAAUUAAUGUGUAAAGACAAAAUAUAUCAACUGUAAAAUUAUAGAUUUAAAUUUCAUUUUAUUGUAAUUGUUAUGGAUUUACUCCAAACGAUGUAAAUAUUAAAUCAUUUACUUAUUAUUAAUA